Molecule: messenger RNA, 728 nt
Organism: Photinus pyralis (common eastern firefly)
Lineage: Eukaryota; Metazoa; Arthropoda; Insecta; Coleoptera; Lampyridae
Product: transmembrane protein 231-like
Exons: 4
Coding region: 133-573 (146 amino acids)
Biological process (GO): regulation of protein localization; cilium assembly
Cellular component (GO): ciliary membrane; ciliary transition zone
Source: RefSeq, a predicted model, not a curated record
CCUUGUAAACAAUUAUUGUUAAUGGUUAACAGCAUAAAUGCGCAAUUAUUGAUUUCUAUUCAGGUAUUGCUAAGCAACCAGGUUGAAUAUCAACAUUGUAUUCAUUUAAGUGUUUCCACCCAAUGAAAAGCAAUGGUGGUUUUAGAAAUCUAUUCUAAAUGUUUGCCAAUAAAAUACAAGACCUAUUUAAUUUCGAAAGCAACUUUUUUUACCUUAAUACUAAGAAUAAUUUCCGUCAUUGCGCCUUUCGUGAUAGUCUAUAACAGUAGAGCGUUUUGGUUGAAGCAGGACUCAUUCUACGAGCAGCCGAGCGUACAUUUUAGGGGUGAAUAUAUUUUUGGCGCGUUAACGAAUGUCGCCACUUCGCCGAUCUUUUGUAGUAAUUACCCGUUCCUUCAAAAAUAUGCGGAAUUUGACAGGUGCCCUCUUGUCAAGGUAAUAGAAGUAACUAAGAAUGGAGAUGAUAAAAUUGACGAACUGCAGUUUAGUGUUACUGUCGACAUUACCGAAUUGGAAAUAGUGUCGUUCUACCUAAUCCUAACAUUAGACUACAGUUUACAUUAUGCCCCAUGAAAAUGCAAUCAGCCAUCAUUGUACAGAACAAUGGCCAAAGUUUUACGAGGGACAUUACAUUAAAUGCCCAAUUAGGACUGUUCCAAUUUGAACCAUUAGGAUGCCACCAACAUAAGACGAACAAAAGAUACAAUUAUCCUAUUGUAAACGAAAAA